Molecule: messenger RNA, 2009 nt
Organism: Archocentrus centrarchus (flier cichlid)
Lineage: Eukaryota; Metazoa; Chordata; Actinopteri; Cichliformes; Cichlidae
Gene: cyb5b
Product: cytochrome b5 type B
Exons: 5
Coding region: 280-759 (159 amino acids)
Cellular component (GO): intracellular membrane-bounded organelle; membrane
Molecular function (GO): heme binding
Source: RefSeq, a predicted model, not a curated record
AGUUUCUUUGGUUACUGUCCCCGCGGUGAAACAACACACAGUGUCAUUGGUGCGUUUCACAUGCCUGCCGAUACCGGUGUGGGGCUUUCGUAACGCAUAAUUAUUCAGCAUCGGAAUUGUGCUUCUGUUGUCCUUUUUCUUCCUGCGGUGUUAUUAGGAGCUUCCCGAGCACCGAGCUGGCCGUAAUCAGAUAGUACACGUAGCUACAGCUAUCUUUACGCCCGUAGUUAGAUAAGAGAAGCUAACGGUAGCUAGCUGCUGAGUCGCACUGCCAUUAGAAUGGGUGAGGAAAAUAAAGAAAACCUCACUAAAUCGGGUAGUGGAGCUGCUAAUAACGACAACGUUGAGCAAACCUGCGAAACGGUAGAUGAUGAUGUAAAAUGUUACACGUUUGAAGAGAUAAGAGUACACAACAUGAGCAACGACACAUGGCUCAUCAUCCACGAUAAAGUAUAUGACAUAUCAAGUUUCCUCGAAGAGCAUCCAGGAGGUGAGGAGGUUUUACUGGAGCAGGCAGGUGCAGAUGCCACAGAGAGCUUUGAGGAUGUGGGUCAUUCCACAGAUGCCAGGGAGAUGCUCCAGCAGUACUACAUUGGGGAGCUUCAUGUGGAUGACAGAAAAAAGGACAAUGUAAAGGAGGUAGAAGUCACAAAGUCUGGAGAGAGCAGCUCCUGGACCAUGUGGUUGUUACCUGCUGUUGUCGCUGCUGUUGUUGGUAUUGUGUAUCGCUACUACAUGUUUGAACACAAGUCCUCUUGAGUGCUGGCAUCCUGUUUCUUUUCAUCUUGGAGGCCUUGAAAUGUUUGACCAAAACCUCCUCACAUUGAGCACACAAGUGUUUAGGAAUCCUCAGCAGCAAGAAGAGGGGAGGGAGCAGUUUGAUAGUGUUUAGUCCUUAUCCAUCAACUCAGUGCACCAAAUAGAUAGUUGAGACUUUAUGAAACUGUUGGCCUUUGCUUUCUUUAUUUGUUGUGGUCACCAUGCCAGUUGUCAUAAAUGUUAUGUGUUGUUUUUACCCUAAAAUUUCAUAUGCACGUUCCACAAUUUGUUUAUUGCACCAUUAUUAGAUGAAAUCAAUAGACUAAAGGAGAUGUUAUGCAGAAUGGUGAUGAAAUGAGGUUCAUAGAUGACAACCUUCAAUCUCUCCCUCUAUUUUUUUUAUUGGAUUAUAACUUGCAUAACUUCCGGUGCACUGUCAUGGGUUUAAGAAAGUCAGAAUAGCCAGCGAACUCAGUAAAAAUCACAACUUUUAUUUUAUUCACUCCUUAAUGCACAGUUUAGCUGUUAAGCAAUGCUCGAUUGCAUUUAUCACUUAGUUGCAAACUCAUAAUCUUUCCACUUCUAUAAAUGCAUUUUCAAGUCUUUGCAUUGGUUCGUUUUGAAAAUCGCUGCUUUUUCAUAACUUUGGUUCAUUUUGUUGCAUCUGAAUUCUCUGUUUUGGGUGAAUGGUACAGGCAACUGACUCAAGAGUUUGAAGUCUGGUAUGUGUUUCUUGUUUGGCCGCUGUGGGUAAAAUCAGGAGGCUUGGCAGUUGACCCAUAGAUGGGUAUCUUUCAGUCCACAUUUGGUUAUCAUACAUGUUUGCAGAUUAUUCAUGGCCUAUAUUUAUUAUUUGAUUGACUAAACCUUUUUGAAAUGGUCUAGGUUGCUAAUUUGGUCUUGUUAAUUGUGUUUUGGUAAGCUUUGUUCAUCAUUUUAAAACCUAUUUAAAUAUUCUAAAAUAUAAAUGUUGUUUCAUGUUAAUAAAAAUAGACUUUUCCAAAUAAAAAGACAAAUUCAUGUCAGCUGUAAUUUAAAGGUUUCUGAAUAGAAAUUGCUGCUAUUUUUACAUGUGACUAAAAAACUGCAGAUGUCAAAAAAGUUUGUUGAUUGUAAAAGUUAAGAUAAAUAUAUGCCAUCUUUAUGCAUUUUACUUGCCAUUUCCUGUCUUUGAAUCUCUAUCAAUAAAAUGGGUCUUGACAAACAGUCAGCCAGUCACUGCUUCCUGAAAAGAAUUAAAUGUAAAUCCA